UAGAGAGCAAACUAUUCACAUUUCUGAAGAAAGAACUGGAAAAGUUUAAGAAAAUAUUGCAAAAAGAGGACUUGCAGUAUUUUGUGAAGGAUUUUAAUGAGAAUAGAUGCAGUAUCAAAGAAACAGCUCUUGAUCUCACACUCUACUUCCUGAGAGAGAUGAAACAAGAUGAAGCUGCUGAUACUUUAGAAGAUGAGCUGUUCUUCAUUCAUCAGCUAAAGUGUAGUCUAAAGAAGAAGUAUCAAUGUGUGUUUGAAGGAAUUGCAAAGCAAGGUGACUCUACACUUCUGAAUAACAUCUACACAGAUCUCUAUAUCACUCAGGGUUGUAGUGAACAGGUCAAUACUGAACAUGAGGUAAGACAGAUUGAAGUUGCUUCCAGGCGUCAUGAAUCACAAGAAAUACAGGUUGAAUGCACAAAUUUGUUUGAAGCACCUGAACAAGACAAGCAGAUCAGAACUGUACUGACAAAAGGAGUUGCUGGCAUCGGAAAAUCAGUCUCUGUGCAAAAGUUUGUUCUGGAUUGGGCUGAAGGAAAAGAAAAUCAAGAUAUCAGCUUCAUAUUUCCUCUCCCAUUUAGAGAGAUGAACUUAAAGGGGCAAGAAAAUCUAAGUUUGAUGGACCUUAUAACUCAGUUUUUCCCAGAGACAAAAGGACUGAACCUUACAAGAAGAAACCAAAAAGUCCUGUUCAUUCUUGAUGGUUUGGAUGAAUUUCGUCUUCCUCUAAACUUUGAUGGUAAUGAUGUGUGGUCUGAUGUUUCAUCACCAGCCUCUCUGGAUGUUCUCCUAACAAACCUCAUCAAGGGAAAUCUGCUUCCUUCUGCUCUCUUCUGGAUCACCACCAGACCAGCAGCUGCCAGUAAGAUUCCUCCUGACUGUAUCGACCGGCUGACAGAGAUACGAGGAUUCAAUGAUGCACAAAAGGAGGAGUACUUCAGAAAAAGAUUCACAGAUGAGGAUCUGGCCAAAGAAAUCAUUGAUCAUGUUAAACAAUCAAAGAGUCUUUUUAUCAUGUGUCACAUCCCAGUCUUCUGCUGGAUUUCAGCAACUGUUCUCCAAAGUAUUUUGGAGGAGAAAAGAAAUAAUGAUAUGAAAAACAAUAAGGCUGAUGAUAAGUCCAAAACACUGCAGGAAUCAAAUGCUGAAGACACUCCCAAGACUCUGACACAAAUGUAUACACACUUUCUCCGCUUUCAGGUUCUGCAGAGUCUCAGAAAGUAUUAUGGAGAAUACAGACCAGAUGUUUCCUGGGACAAAGAUGCCAUCUUUUCACUGGGGAAACUGGCAUUUCAUGAGCUGGAAAGAAACAAUGUAAUUUUCUAUGAAUCAGACCUGAAAGCCUGUGGUAUUGACGUCUAUAAGGCAUCAGUGUAUUCAGGCAUGUGUACCCAGAUCUUUAAGGAGGAAACAGGGAUCGUUCUUGAUACCAUGUACUGCUUUGUUCACUUGAGCAUUCAAGAGUUUAUUGCAGCCCUUUAUGCACAUCUGUUUCUAGACAUCAACAAGAAAUAUGUGUUAGAUCAAGAUUCUACAGAGCAGGAAAACAAAAGUGAAACCAUGAUUGAUUUGCUCAAGACUGCAGUGGACAAGGCACUCAAGAGUGAUAAUGGACACCUGGAUCUUUUCCUUCGAUUCCUCCUUGGACUGUCACUUCAGUCCAACCGACAACUCUUACGAGGUCUGUUGACGCAGGAAGACAACAAUGACCAGAGCAAAAAGGAAAUAGUUCAGUACAUCAAGCAUAAAUUUGAAGCUAAUCUGUCUCCAGAGAGAUCCAUCAAUCUGUUCUACUGUCUGAAUGAACUGAACGACCAAACUCUGGUAAAAGACAUUCAGACCCACCUUAGCAAAGGGAGUCUCUCAUCUGCUGAUCUUUCACCUGCCCAGUGGUCUUCUUUGGCCUUUGUGUUGUUGACAUCAGAGGAGGAGCUGGAGGAGUUUGAGCUUCAGAAAUUCAAGAAAUCAGACGAGUGUCUCAUUAGAUUACUGGCAGUCAUCAAAACAUCUAAAAGAGCUCUGCUAAAUGAUUGUGGCUUAACAGACAAAAGCUGUUCAGCUCUGGCUACAGUUCUUGGAUCAGAUACCAGUCUGAAAGAGCUAAACAUGAGCAAUAAUAAUCUGCAGGAUUCAGGAGUGAAGCUACUCUGCACUGGACUGGAAAAUAUUAAGUGUCAUUUGGAGAUACUGAAGCUUUCAGACUGCAGUAUCACUGAAGAUGGUUAUAAAGCUCUGGCUUCAGCUCUGAGAUCAAACCCUUCACACCUGAUAGAGCUGGAUCUCACAGGAAAUGAUCCUGGACAAUCAGGAGUGAAGGAGCUCAGUGAUUUACUACAGGAUCCAAACUGUCAACUAAAAACACUGAGUCUUUGUAGAUGCAGAAUUAUGGAGAAACAGUGUCUCAUCCUGACUUCAGCUCUGAAAUCAAACCCAUCACACCUGAGAGAACUGAACCUGAGCUGGAAUGAACUAAGAGACUCUGGAGUGAAAAACCUCAGUGAUCUACUGAUGAGCACACAAUGCAAGCUGAAGAAACUACAGUUAAGCACCUGUUAUAUGACAGAUGAAGGUUGUUCUGCUGUGACUUCAGCUCUGAAAUCAAACCCAUCACACCUGAGAGAACUGAACCUGAACUGGAAUAAACUAGGAGACUCUGGAGUGAAAAACCUCAGUGAUCUACUGAUGAACACACAAUUCAAGCUGAAGAAACUACAUCUGUAUGAUUGCAGUAUUACAGAGAAACAGUGUCUCAUCCUGACUUCAGCUCUGAAAUCAAACCCAUCACACCUGAGAGAUUUGAACCUUGGUCUGAAUCGAAUAAAAAACACAGGAGUGAAUCACUUAUGUAACGUACUGAAGGAUUCACACUGUAAACUGGAGAGAUUGAGGUUAAAGUGCAUCAGUAUUACAGAUGAAGGUUGUGCUGCUCUGGCAUCAGCGUUUUAUUCAAACCCCAGAGAGCUGGAUCUGAGCAGGAAUCAAAUAGGAGACUCUGGAGUGACAGAAAUCUCCAGUCUGCUGAGAAAUCCACAGUGCACACUACAGAUACUCAGACUUUCAGACUGCAGUAUCACUGAAGAAGGUUAUAAAGCUCUGGCUUCAGCUCUGAGAUCAAACCCUUCACACCUGAUCGAGCUAGAUCUCACAGGAAAUGAUCCUGGACAAUCAGGAGUGAAAGAGCUCAAUGAUUUACUACAGGAUCCAAACUGUCAACUCAAGACAAUGAGGUUUUUGGGUCCUGCUGCAGAUGAAGCCUGUCAGUAUGUGACUGGAAUUGUGGCUAAAAACCCGUUACUCCUGAGAGAACUGAAUCUGAGUGAACAUGAACUAGGAGACACACGAGUGAAUCAGAUCGCUGCCCUACUGCAGGAUAAACACUGUCAACUCAACACACUGAUUCUGAAUAACACCUGUAUCACAGAAGGAGGUUGUCAUGUUCUGGCUGCAGCUCUAAAUUCAAACCCUUCAAAUCUGACAGAGCUGGAUCUGAGUGAGAAUAAACUAGGAAACCCAGGAAUGAAGAUCAUCUUGACUCUGUUUGAAAAUGUACAGUGUAGACUGGAAAAGUUGAAAUUGAUAAACUAUGCAUAUGACAGGUGCUGCAGGUUACCAGGAAAGGAGAAGAAGCCAUUACUCACCAAAAAAGCAGGGGGAGAAAGCGUUGUGUAUGGAUCUAACACCAUCAUCAAGUUUGCAGACAAUACUACAGUGAUCGGUCUCAUCAGCAACAAUGAUGAGACUGCCUACAGGGAGGAGAUCAAACACCUGGCCACUUGGUGCACGGACAAUAAUCUGCUCCUUAACACCAAUAAGACAAAGGAGCUCAUUGUGGACUUCAGGAAGGGAAGAAGAGGCUCACAUGAAACCAUUCACAUCAACGGGAUGGCUGUUGAGCCUGUCUCAUCCUUCAAGUUCCUGGGGACCCACAUUUCGGAGGACCUAUCCUGGACCACCAACACCUCUAGCCUAGUCAGGGAGGCUAACCAGGGACUUUUCUUCUUGAGAACACUUAAGAAGAACCAGCUGUCCUUAGCCAUCCUGGUGAACUUCUAUUGCUGCACAAUAGAAAGCAUCCUAACCAACUGUGUCACAGUCUGGUACGGAGGCUGCUCUGUUGCUGAGGGUAAGGCACUGCAGCGGGUGGUGAAAACUGCCCAGCGCAUCAUAGGGACUCCACUUCCAGCCAUUGAGGACAUCCAGAAGAAACACUGCAUGCGUCGAGCACGCAGUAUUCUUAAAGAUGACUCUCACCCCGCCCACAAACUGUUUUCUCUCCUGCCUUCUGGCAGGCGCUUCAGGUGUCCCAGGUCAAGAACCAGCAGACUGAGGAACACCUUAUUGAACUCUGCCCCCCACUGA
Labeo rohita (rohu) is the source of this 4358-nucleotide messenger RNA. RefSeq names its product NACHT, LRR and PYD domains-containing protein 12-like. The record is from RefSeq and is a predicted model, not a curated record. Gene Ontology annotation, molecular function: methyltransferase activity; 2-oxoglutarate-dependent dioxygenase activity; protein binding. The transcript has 13 exons. The coding region runs from base 159 to 4358 and encodes 1399 amino acids. Lineage: Eukaryota; Metazoa; Chordata; Actinopteri; Cypriniformes; Cyprinidae.